Mizuhopecten yessoensis (Yesso scallop) is the source of this 2572-nucleotide messenger RNA. RefSeq names its product protein saal1-like. The coding region runs from base 143 to 1753 and encodes 536 amino acids. NCBI's taxonomy places the organism in Eukaryota, Metazoa, Mollusca, Bivalvia, Pectinida, Pectinidae. The record is from RefSeq and is a predicted model, not a curated record. The transcript is spliced from 12 exons.
AGGGAUAUCCCACGGGUCAGUCGGUUAGCGGGAAGUGUUGAUUUUUGCAACAGUGGCAAUCUGUUCAUUAUUCCUUCAUUAUAUCAUGUCUGCAUGCAUACCAUAGUUAACAUUUUGCAAGAAAAAUUAAGGUUCAUGCAACAUGGCUGAUGAAAUCGUCCAUGUUGAUUCUCCAGAACCAACCCGUAACCCGUCUCCGCCUCCAGAACUACGCAGUAACACAGAUUUGCUAGAGGCAGACGCCAUAAGUAACACAACCUUCAGUAAACACUGGUUAUUUUCCACACUCAUGAAACUUAUUGAGGAGGUAGAAAAAGAUCCGGAGCCAGGAGAUGAGGAUGCUGAAUUUGGACUGGAUGUUGAUGAGGAACUACAGAAUGAGCUGUGCAAGCUCUGGGAUAUCUCCAUGAAUAUGGAUGUUGCAAAAUUCUUGCAAGAAUUCAAAGCAUUAGACAUUUUCGUAAGUGUCAUUGGGAAGUCGAAGGCACCAAGAGUUACGGAAAUAUGUGUUGGUAUCCUUGGCAACAUGGCAUGCGAUGAAGAAAUCAGUCAGGUGAUGUCUGAAAAUUCACAACUCAUAAGUUUGAUUAUCAUGCUACUGGAAAAUAGAGACCCACCAACUUUAGUAGAAUCUACAAGGUUGUUGUACACAAGUUUAUCGAAGCCCUCCACGAGUGGACCCUGGAUAUCAGCUGUGUCAGAGUCUGAGGACAUCCUCAACAAUCUCAUCUUUAUCCUGAACAGCUCAACUAACUGUGAUCUGCUGAAGAAUGCCGGGGAGGUGAUAGAUAUCCUACUUGACCAACGGGAGGACAUGUGUGAUGCCUGGGCCACACCUGAGUUUGUCACUGCAUUGAUGGAGGCCAUCAAACAACUAGGGUGUCAUCACAGUGAAGCCCUGGAGAUUUACUUCCACAUAUUCCAGAUUUUUUCCACCACAGAGAAAGGGGUUGAAACAUUAGUGACAUGUAGUGCUGCCCUGGAAGUGCCGCUGAUGAAGCACCUUGACAUGCUUUGCGAGGAUGAGAUUGUGGAUCUAGAUGGAGGAGAUUCAUGUCUCGCCUCUGCACUGUCCGUACUCAACAUUCUCUUCCUGUCAGACGAUUCUGUCCACGAUAAACUCCUCACAAAUGAGAAGUUGAUAAGAAUAUUUGUAAAAAUCCUUGAAGUUCUAUCACCACUGGUACAGAUGUCAAGGUUGUCUUGUUCCCUUCGGGACUCAUCAGAAUGUUCUCAGUCACCCUCGUCUUCAUUUACUUCAUCACAGACCAAAACAAGUGGACUAAAUGCCUCACAAAAUCUACAUCAAAAUGGUGAUAAUAGCACAAGAUGUGGGGAUUCCUCUAGUGAAGCAGGGGGGUCCCAGGACACUCAUCAAAAACCUCAAUCUUCAUCUCAAACUGUUGACUCUGCAAAAAAGGACAGUGAGGCUUCGGCCAACAAGCUUUCAGUGCUCUACAACAUCGUUAAAGGGUUCCUCUAUGAUGUGUUUACUUCCCUGGCAGAACAAGAAGACCAAACAGUGAAGGAUAUCCUGGUGUAUCUUAACUCCUCCUGUAGCAGAGUAAGACUUAAACAUCUGAUAUAUAUCAUGAAAGAGAUGCCGAAUGAACCUUUUUGUGCUUUAGACUGGUUGGUCGACGCGGCCAAUAGCCAUAAACAAGAGAGACUGCCUCGCGUUAUUGACGAUGUCUUGUCGGGUAGAAACUUGGAUAGAUGUGACUCUACAGUACAAGAAUCAUUAGGUCAAUAAUGGUUCAAGGUCCAUUUAUAGAAAUACUGGACCAAUAAUAAAACCACAAGGUGAAUGGCUGAAAACCAUGGCUGAAAUGUAAUAUUCUGCUUACUUUAGUAUUCUUAAAAGCAUCAUGAUCAUGACUAAAUGAAAAAUACCUAAGUAGCAAUUUUAUAAUAUUUUGAUACAUGCUCCCUAUUUCAAUGGGUUGUAAGCUAUAUCUGUCGCAUUGAAAUUUCUAUGCAGGGAUACAGGUGAUCGUGUAAAGUAGGGCGGUCCUGUACUUUGAUUUUACAGUAAAGUACACAAUAGUCGUACAUAACUUUGAAGUUUAUGAAAUCGGUGCAUGCAUAGCAUUGAAAUUGAUCAAAAUCAUACUAAUCUAUUUCUAUUUGAUCAACAUGUGCCUGUUUAAUAAUCUGAGCCAGAUUCACUAUGAAGCAUCGGUAUGAGACGAAACCUAAAAUGGGGGAAAUAAAUGUUAAUGUAAAGAAAAUAGUUUUAACAAGAAUAUUUUCCUUGUUUGCUUAUAUAUAUAUCCAUGUGGGCGAUUCAGGACCGCUGGGCCUAUUAAAAAUAUUGUUAUUAAACGAGUUAGAGGAUUACUUUUAAAUUUGUCAAUAUUUGGUUUGUUGCAACAGAUUGAUUCUGGAUAUAGUGAAAUUAGACAAAAAAUUAUAUGCUUGUGUAAUAUUAAGCUGGUGAAUUGUUUCAUGGACUAAUGAAAGAGGAAACAUUUGGAAGUUUACUUGAGUAAAACUUGAGUAGAAACUCAAAUCUUUGUUGAUAUUGUUAAUGUUGAUGAAUAUUGCAUAUAGAGAAAUAAAUAAAUCAGAA